Polypterus senegalus (gray bichir) is the source of this 745-nucleotide messenger RNA. RefSeq names its product zinc finger BED domain-containing protein 4-like. The transcript is spliced from 2 exons. Gene Ontology annotation, molecular function: protein dimerization activity. The record is from RefSeq and is a predicted model, not a curated record. Bases 271 to 696 code for a protein of 141 amino acids. Lineage: Eukaryota; Metazoa; Chordata; Cladistia; Polypteriformes; Polypteridae.
CAUUUUCGCUCGACUUUUCUCCGGUUUGCCAGCGAUAGCAGUUUAAGCAGAGGAGCUCAACAAACAAAUGACACAAAGAGAGCAAUUCUCAGCAAUAUUUCAGGCAGAUACAGUGGGGAUGUUUACAACUACCUGCUGGAGAGCACUGCGCUGGACCUAAGAUUCCAGUCUCUACCGCAGCUAGACUGCAACCAGCGUGAGGCAGUCUUUCAGAGGAUACAGAAAAGGGUGGAACAGUUGCAGCAAAACCAGCCCACAGAUGAGAAGAGUAUGGAGCACAAAGAAGAGGCAUCAGUUCAUUGUUCCACACAUGGGGGCGAGGGGGCUCUUGAAGCUGAAGGCAGAGCUGAGUCAGAAGAGGAACCUGUUUCCAAGAAGACAGCACUUCUGCUAGGGGACUCUUUCUCGAAGACAGAACAGCCCAGCAAAGGAAUUGAGAGGGAAACUGAACUUUACAGAAGAGAGGCAUCUAUCCCACUUAGUUGCUGCCCUCUAACAUGGUGGAGAGAAAACAGCUCCAAAUAUCCUUUGCUGUCUCCACUUGUCAAAGAAUAUCUUUCCAUUCCUGCGACCUCUGUUCCAAGUGAGCGUUUCUUUUCAACUGCAGGAGACAUAGUCACUGCCCAGAGGUCACAAUUGCUGCCAGAAAAUGUAGACAUGCUUAUAUUCUUAAAAAAGAACAUGACCAUAUCUUAGGCUGUUCUGUAUAGGUCAUUACCUCAUUACCUAGGUCUUAGCUCUUUUU